This is a messenger RNA of Suricata suricatta (meerkat), 3447 nucleotides long. It is a transcript of the gene HCN4, whose product is annotated as hyperpolarization activated cyclic nucleotide gated potassium channel 4. Gene Ontology annotation, biological process: potassium ion transport; transmembrane transport. Gene Ontology annotation, molecular function: voltage-gated potassium channel activity. The transcript is spliced from 9 exons. The coding region runs from base 1 to 3276 and encodes 1091 amino acids. The record is from RefSeq and is a predicted model, not a curated record. Gene Ontology annotation, cellular component: membrane. Lineage: Eukaryota; Metazoa; Chordata; Mammalia; Carnivora; Herpestidae.
AUGAAUAUUCCGGGGCGCGGGAGCCCAGCGCUGCCGGAGGGCGCUCCGGGGGAGGCGGCCGCUGAUGUAAGCCCGGCGGGCCGCUGGGCUCCGCUCGGCUGCGGCGGGAGCCCCGGGACGGGCCGGCCGGGCUCGGCCAGAGGAGGCGAGGCGAGCUCGCGAGCCUCGCCGCCGCCGCCCCAGCAGCAGCCGCAGCCGGCCUCCGCCUCCUGCGAGCAGCCUUCGGCGGACACCGCUAUCAAAGUGGAGGGAGGCGCGGCCGCCGGCGACCAGAUCCUCCCCGAGGCCGAGGUGCGCCUGGGCCAGGCCGGCUUCAUGCAGCGCCAGUUCGGGGCAAUGCUCCAGCCCGGGGUCAACAAAUUCUCCCUGAGGAUGUUUGGCAGCCAGAAAGCCGUGGAGCGCGAGCAGGAGAGGGUGAAGUCGGCCGGAUUUUGGAUUAUCCACCCCUACAGCGACUUCAGAUUUUACUGGGACCUGACCAUGCUGCUGCUGAUGGUUGGAAACCUAAUCAUCAUUCCUGUGGGCAUCACCUUCUUCAAGGAUGAGAACACCACACCCUGGAUCGUCUUCAAUGUGGUGUCAGACACGUUCUUCCUCAUCGACUUGGUCCUCAACUUCCGCACGGGGAUCGUGGUGGAGGACAACACAGAGAUCAUCCUGGACCCACAGCGGAUUAAGAUGAAGUACCUUAAAAGCUGGUUUGUGGUGGAUUUCAUCUCCUCCAUCCCUGUGGACUACAUUUUCCUUAUCGUGGAGACACGCAUUGACUCCGAGGUCUAUAAGACUGCUCGGGCCUUGCGCAUUGUCCGCUUCACCAAGAUCCUCAGCCUUCUGCGCCUCUUGCGUCUCUCCCGCCUCAUUCGAUAUAUUCAUCAGUGGGAAGAGAUCUUCCACAUGACCUACGACCUGGCCAGCGCUGUGGUGCGCAUAGUGAAUCUCAUCGGCAUGAUGCUCCUGCUCUGCCACUGGGACGGCUGCCUGCAGUUCCUGGUGCCCAUGCUGCAGGACUUCCCCGACGACUGCUGGGUGUCCAUCAACAACAUGGUGAACAACUCCUGGGGAAAGCAGUAUUCCUAUGCCCUCUUCAAGGCCAUGAGCCACAUGCUUUGCAUUGGGUAUGGACGGCAGGCACCCGUGGGCAUGUCGGACGUCUGGCUCACCAUGCUCAGCAUGAUUGUGGGCGCCACCUGCUAUGCCAUGUUCAUCGGCCAUGCCACCGCCCUCAUCCAGUCCCUGGACUCCUCCCGGCGUCAGUACCAGGAAAAGUACAAGCAGGUGGAGCAGUACAUGUCCUUCCACAAGCUCCCGCCUGACACCCGACAGCGCAUCCACGACUACUAUGAGCACCGCUAUCAGGGCAAGAUGUUCGACGAGGAGAGCAUCCUGGGCGAGCUGAGUGAGCCACUGAGGGAGGAGAUCAUCAACUUUAACUGCCGGAAGCUGGUGGCCUCCAUGCCGCUGUUUGCCAAUGCAGAUCCUAACUUUGUGACAUCCAUGCUGACGAAGCUGCGCUUCGAGGUCUUCCAGCCAGGGGACUACAUCAUCCGCGAAGGCACCAUUGGCAAGAAGAUGUACUUCAUCCAGCAUGGUGUGGUCAGUGUGCUCACCAAGGGCAACAAGGAGACCAAGCUGGCAGAUGGCUCCUACUUUGGAGAGAUCUGCCUGCUGACUCGGGGCCGGCGCACAGCCAGUGUGAGGGCUGACACCUACUGCCGCCUCUACUCACUGAGCGUGGACAACUUCAACGAGGUGCUGGAGGAGUACCCCAUGAUGCGGCGGGCCUUCGAGACAGUGGCCCUGGACCGCUUGGACCGCAUUGGCAAGAAGAACUCCAUCCUCCUCCACAAAGUCCAGCACGACCUCAACUCAGGCGUCUUCAACUACCAGGAGAAUGAGAUCAUCCAGCAGAUCGUGCAGCACGACCGCGAGAUGGCCCACUGCGCUCACCGAGUCCAGGCCGCCGCCUCGGCCACCCCGACCCCCACGCCGGUCAUCUGGACCCCGCUGAUCCAGGCGCCUCUGCAGGCCGCCGCGGCCACCACCUCGGUGGCCAUCGCGCUCACCCACCACCCGCGCCUGCCCGCUGCCAUCUUCCGCCCUCCUCCCGGCCCCCUCGGGGCGGGGCAGACGCCCAGGCACCUGAAGCGGCUGCAGUCCCUGAUCCCGUCGGCGCUGGGCUCCGCCUCGCCCGCCAGCAGCCCGUCGCAGGUGGACACGCCGUCCUCCUCCUCGUUCCACAUCCAGCAGCUGGCCGGAUUCUCCGCGCCCGCCGGGCUGAGUCCCCUCCUGCCCUCGUCCAGCUCUUCCCCGCCCCCCGGGCUCGGCGGCUCCUCGCCGGCUCCCACGCCGUCCGCCUCCGCGGCCGCCCCUACCGCCACCGCCGCCGGCUUCGGGCACUUCCAUAAGGCGCUGGGCGGCUCCCUGUCCUCGUCCGACUCUCCGCUGCUCACCCCGCUGCAGCCCGGCGCCCGCUCGCCGCAGGCCAACCAGCCGCCGCCGCCGCCGCUGCCGGGGGCCCGGGGCGGCCUGGGACUCCUGGAGCACUUCCUGCCGCCCCCGCCCUCCUCCAGGUCCCCGUCGUCCAGCCCCGGGCAGCUGGGCCAGCCCCCCGGGGAGCUGUCCCCAGGUCUGGCCGCCGGCCCACCAAGUACACCAGAGACGCCCCCGCGGCAACCGGAGCGGCCGUGCUUCGUGGCCGGGGCCUCCGGGGGCGCUUCUCCGGUAGCCUUUACCCCUCGUGGAGGUCUCAGCCCCCCGGGCCACAGCCCAGGCCCCCCGAGAACUUUCCCAAGUGCCCCGCCUCGGGCCUCGGGCUCCCACGGUUCCUUGCUCCUGCCGCCCGCAUCCAGCCCCCCGGCCCCCCAGGUCCCCCAGCGCCGGGGCACGCCACCGCUCACCCCAGGCCGCCUCACCCAGGACCUCAAGCUCAUCUCCGCCUCUCAGCCGGCCCUGCCCCAGGACGGGGCGCAGACUCUCCGCAGAGCCUCUCCACACUCCUCCGGGGAGUCCAUGGCUGCCUUCCCGCUGGUCCCCAGAGCUGGCGGCGCCAGCGGGGGCAGUGGGGGCCUCGGUCCUCCGGGGAGGCCCUAUGGUGCCGUCCCCGGCCAGCAUGUCACCCUGCCUCGGAAGACAUCCUCAGGUUCUUUGCCACCCCCUCUUUCUUUGUUUGGGGCAAGAGCCGCCUCUCCUGGGGGCCACCCUCUGACUGCUGCCCCCCAGAGGGAACCUGGGGCCAGGUCCGAGCCGGUGCGCUCCAAACUGCCGUCCAAUCUAUGAGCUGGGGCCCCUCCUUCCCUCUUCUCUCCUUUUUUCUCCCUUCUUUCUUCCUUCAGGUUUAACUGUGAUUAGGAGAUAUACCAAUAACAAUAAUACUUAUCAUUAAAAAAAAAAACCCACACCAGAAAAACAAGACAGCAGAAAAUAACCAGGUAUUCUUAGAGCUAUAGA